Penicillium oxalicum is the source of this 2232-nucleotide messenger RNA. Its product is annotated as PalH/RIM21 family protein. Gene Ontology annotation, biological process: cellular response to pH. The transcript is spliced from 2 exons. Bases 1 to 2232 code for a protein of 743 amino acids. Gene Ontology annotation, cellular component: plasma membrane. The record is from RefSeq and is a predicted model, not a curated record. Lineage: Eukaryota; Fungi; Ascomycota; Eurotiomycetes; Eurotiales; Aspergillaceae.
AUGGGAGAUGCGCCUCAUUUGACGCCCCGCCAGAUUUGGGCGGUACCAACAACGACCACAGCGCAGACGUAUCCCUCUGGGUGCACGCCUUUUGUUCUGCCGAGCGAAGGCAUCGUUCGUAUCAACAACUCUUAUGCCCUAACUUUGACCGGCAACGCUAUCUACGAACCCGUCUGCACUGGCGAUCCGACCGACUACGUCCACGUUUCCGCCGUUCUCGAUACUCGUGACCCUUUUUACUCCUCCGUGACCCCGCAACUCUAUGCGAUUGGAUGUGCGACUGUCGUCAGUUACGUCCUGGUCAUCAUUCUUCUUAUCACGCCUCGCACUUUCUUCAUUGGUGGCCCUGGUGGAGGCGCCAAUUUCCUCGGACGCCAUGGUAUGAUCACCGGCUCCUACAGCGGCAACUCGUCCGUCGUUGGGGUGGGUGGACGGCCCUGGCUGCAAAAGGUCGCCGCGACGUUAGUGGCGAUAUCCUUGACGAUUGCGACGGUGGAUUCUUUCAAGGUGGCCCAGCGACAAUAUGAUUAUGGGUUCUCUGAUGCGGAGGCGCUUUCGCAGGAAGUGAUUGACGGGACAGAAAUUCGCAUCUUCCGCGUGAUAUCGAGUACUUUCCUCUGGCUGGCCCAGGUUCAGACGCUGAUCCGGCUCUUUCCGCGCCAUAAGGAAAAGGUCAUGAUCAAAUGGGCUGGGUUCGCCCUCAUUGUGCUGGAUACGACUUUCAGCUGCCUGGAGAAUUUCAUGGUGCGCAACACGUCGACCCACCCGCGCUUGUACGAUGAUGCAAUCCCUGCCCUCAGCUACCUGUUCGAGUUGGCCCUCAAUCUGCUCUAUGCUGCGUGGGUUAUCUUCUAUUCGAUCUCGAAGCACCGCUAUGCAUUCUUUCAUCCCAAGAUGCGCAACAUCUGCUUCGUGGCUCUUCUCUCGCUGUGCGCAAUCUUGAUCCCCGUUAUAUUCUUUGUCUUGGACAUUGCAAAACCCGAGAUCGCCGGGUGGGGUACCUAUAUCAGAUGGGUGGGCUCGGCCGCGGCCAGUGUGGUCGUGUGGGAGUGGGUCGAGCGGAUAGAAGCGCUAGAACGAGAUGAAACCAAAGAUGGAAUUCUCGGAAGAGAAGUCUUUGAUGGCGACGAAAUGCUCGAAGUGACACCGUCCGAAGAGGUCGAUUGGCCACGAUACUCAUCCAACGACUCUGAUAAGGGAGGCGGAGACGGCAAUUCCUCGGGAUGGGGAGGCAUGAUCAGCUUACCGGGACGCCCGUUGCGGACACGAGUCGGCUUUGCUCGUGGUAAUCGCAAUCGUGGUAACGCACGAAACGGCCAAGGCAAAGGGACCAUGUCUCCUCGGCGAAACCCCCGUCCCACUCCUCCGCCGGCUGCGGUAACCCCCGUCAGUCGAACCGAUACCACAAGUGCGGCAAGUACCGUCUAUAAUGUUCGAUAUCACCCUGUGGCGACGCCUACCCCUCCCGUAACGAUGCCGCACAUGUCGGAGGAAACGGAUUUGGAUGAUCCCAAAGAGCUGGCGAUUGAGGAUGUUUCUCCGGAUUCAAUGAGAGCCGAUCACGAUCCUGCAAACCCCGAGAGCAGGGAGCAAUCGCCCCAGAUCAUCGCGACCGAUCCACGAUGGCGAAAUUUGCUUAAUCCUUUUAAGAGGCGGCGUGGCUCAUUGCCUAAGGAGGUUGCUUCGGCCCAAGCAGGCGAAGCUCAAACAGGCGAUCACGACAGCCCUGCUUCGUCCGAUGAUGAAACUCAUAUGCAAAGUGCGCAACCACAGAACCGAAACAACUUCUUCUCAUUACACCGUAAUCGCUUCCCUGGAAGCGGUCCUCAAAGCACAGAUGCGCCCCUGCCGGUCACUGUCAUUCCCGCCCGUCGCCGGGGCCAGCCGCACACUUGGUCUCCACAAAAUCGGAUUUGGGAAGAGCGUACGGGAUCAGAUGCUCGGCCCAACCGUGCGGACCUGCCCGUGCGUGUGAUCCCUUCACAGCCUCAGGCUUCUGCCCCGUGGGAGGGUGCAGAUCUCGAGAAUGGGGAUGGAGACUACACACUGCGCUACGACCCCGACGCCGCCGCACUGAUCGACGAGGAUAUCCAUGGUGGCUACAAGGAUCCGCGUAGGACCCCCGAAGCAGGCCAUUGGACGGAAAACCACGAACUAUCUGAUCGAGAUUAUCCUGCUUCGCAACAGCCCAGCUCUCCUCUUGACGAUUCGCCUGGCCCGUCGAGAUCUUAG